Porites evermanni is the source of this 456-nucleotide messenger RNA. The record is from the annotation of a GenBank genome assembly. Lineage: Eukaryota; Metazoa; Cnidaria; Anthozoa; Scleractinia; Poritidae.
AUGGCUAAAGAAGUGCCUCAGCUGGUCAAGGCUGCGUUGAGGGCCGUCCUGUUAAGCCAGAAAGGAAUCAAGCAAACAGAUUUGCCGAGGGACUACAAGAAAUUGAAUGACUCGCAACUAGACGUGAAGAAGUAUGGGUUCCAAGACUUGUAUGAUUUUUUGUUGGCUAUUCCCGACGUCGCUAGAUUGGAGUUUUCGCCUAAGGAUGGAGAAAAUAAAGUGUUUGGUGUUGUCGAAAAGGGAAUUUUUAUUUCAGACCAUGCAAAAAAGAACAUGGGAGUUCCAAAUGGAUUAAAACCCCUGCAUCCAUCACAGUGGCCUAGAAAUGUGAACAAAAAUGAAAGAACAUCCGUGAGUAAAGAAUCUGACUCCAAGAAGAAGAUAAUGCCAAAUUCCUCAGGUCUCUACGCCAUUCAUGUUAAGAAUUUACCUCCCAACUGCCAACAGGUAAGGUUG